Molecule: messenger RNA, 791 nt
Organism: Gilbertella persicaria
Lineage: Eukaryota; Fungi; Mucoromycota; Mucoromycetes; Mucorales; Choanephoraceae
Product: Calcipressin-domain-containing protein
Exons: 2
Coding region: 13-756 (247 amino acids)
Biological process (GO): calcium-mediated signaling
Cellular component (GO): nucleus; cytoplasm
Molecular function (GO): calcium-dependent protein serine/threonine phosphatase regulator activity
Source: RefSeq, a predicted model, not a curated record
UAUAUAUAAAAAAUGACGCACUUUGAUAAAGCAGAAUCCAUUGCUACCAACACACUUCUUGUACCAGAUGUUCCUCUAUGUUUUUUUGGCUGCGAUGAUGCUAUGCUCACUAUUCAUGAUGCCUUUGCCAAAUUUGGCCUUCUGUACACAUUUGUGCCUAUGAAGGGAUUUAGACGUCUCAUGAUUAUCUAUCAAGAAACAACACAUGCUCUUGAAGCGAAAAAGACACUCAAUCAUAGCAUAUUGGCAUGGAAACAACGAGAGCCAUUUCCAGAAAUCUUGGAAUUGGCAGAGAAAAACAUAGACCUCAAAAAAGACUGGCAAAAUCAAGGCAAACAGGUAUUUGAUAUUCGUGUUUAUUUCGGACAGCACUUUGCCAUCCAUGUCGAUCCCAACUCCAAUUCACUUCAAGUACCUCAGUUUCAACGUAACUUGCUCAUCUCUCCACCUGGAUCACCUUGUGAAGGUUGGGAACAGAUUGAAGAAGACGCACCCAAUCAAGCUAUUUUAGCUUCUGAUUUGAUGCACGCAGCAGAAAUAUCUGAUUAUGAAUUAGAUGAUGAUGAGCUUGAAUUAGAAGAAAGACCAGUAGCACCCAAGACGGUUUCGAUUGUCUGUUCAAAAGGUCUUGAAAAGCCUGAAGAAUUACCUGCUAUUACUGUUCAAGACUGGGAUGGCUAUAGUGGCGCAAGCAUACCAAGGAAGAAGCUUAUGCAACAAUUGACGCCAACAGCCAUGCCUCCUCUUAAGAAAUAAAAUAGAUAAUAUGUUUAUUUUAAGAUAUAGUCAAA